Zymoseptoria tritici IPO323 is the source of this 1335-nucleotide messenger RNA. RefSeq lists its product as uncharacterized. The transcript is spliced from 2 exons. Gene Ontology annotation, cellular component: plasma membrane. Gene Ontology annotation, biological process: water transport; glycerol transmembrane transport. NCBI's taxonomy places the organism in Eukaryota, Fungi, Ascomycota, Dothideomycetes, Mycosphaerellales, Mycosphaerellaceae. Bases 19 to 1335 code for a protein of 438 amino acids. The record is from RefSeq and is a predicted model, not a curated record. Gene Ontology annotation, molecular function: glycerol channel activity; water channel activity.
CGCGCUCUGAACCCGCUGAUGGAGAAUAGCGAGCCACGGCCAAGCUUUUCUCUCGCGAGGACUUUUCCGCAUCAAGUCAGAUGGGGAGCUGGGAAGAAGACUGGUAGUCCCAAGACUGUCGAACAGGCGGAGAAAGGUGAGACGCAGACGGCGCCGUGGGAUAGGGAGGACGAAGUAGAGCAGGCGGCUGCAGCGGGUGAGGACGCUGAAUGGGAUGUCGGAGAUGAGGCAGUGGAGUCUGAAACGAGUACGCAGGUUGAUCGACUGUCACAAGCCGGGAGGGAUGUCGAGGAGGGAGAGAAUGAUGACACACCGGAAGUGCAGCAUCGACGAGUCGACGCUUUUCGGAAAGAUGGCGAGUGGGCUGGGAAUGUAGCGGAGGAAGAUACAGUCGAGGGCGAUGCUGAGGAUCACCCAUUCAACCACUGGGCCCUCCUCCGCCUCCGCUUCCAACGCCCCCUGGCCGAAUGGCUCGGAACCACAAUUUACAGCUUCAUUGGCAUAUCCGGCACUCUCGCCGUGCAGACCUCCUCACCAUCCUCUCCCCUCACACCUCAAUCCCAAUACUGGACCUGGGGUUUCGCGACCAUGCUGGCGAUCUACAUCUCCGGCGGCGGGUCCGGCGCCUUUCUCAAUCCAGCUUUGACGAUCCUGUUGUCGGUCUUUCGAGGCUUUCCCGCCCGCCGUGUGCCGACAUACAUCCUCGCACAAAUACUCGGCUGCUUCACGGGCGCUCUGCUCGCGUUCGCGGUCUAUCGAGAUGGCAUACUCAUGUUGUCGGAAGAUGGAGUUCUUAGCGCGGAAACGACUGGUACGGCGUUUUACACGCAGCCGAAAGAGUGGAUGGGGAAUGGCAGUGCUUUUCUGACCGAGUUGCUGGGAACGGCUGUCGUGGGGAUCUCAAUACUUGCCCUAGGAGACUCGGGCAAUAGCCCACCUGGAGCAGGAAUGCACGCCUUCGUUAUAGGUCUGCUCAUCACGACUGCGACGAUGGCGUUGGGACAGGGUACGGGAGGAUGUUUCAAUCCAGCGAGAGAUCUGGGACCGAGGUUGGCGACUAUGGUCGUGGGGUACAAUCGUGGCAUGUGGAGUGCGCGGGAUUGGUGGUGGAUCUGGGGAGCUUGGGGAGCGACUGUGACUGGAGCAUUGCUCGGAGGCUUCGUGUAUGAUGUAUGUGUUUUCAAAGGCGGAGAGAGUCCGGUGAAUUAUUCGUGGAGAAGAUGGAAAGUCGAGGGGUUGAAGGAAGAAAAAGUGUGGACGGAAAGACUUGGGAUGAGGAGGAAGACCAAAGAUCUGCAGAAAAGGUUGGAGGAGGGAGCAGUUGAGAAGGAAUAA